Messenger RNA from Mus caroli (Ryukyu mouse), 1249 nucleotides. Its product is annotated as N-alpha-acetyltransferase 11-like. Gene Ontology annotation, molecular function: protein N-terminal-serine acetyltransferase activity; protein-N-terminal-glutamate acetyltransferase activity. Gene Ontology annotation, biological process: N-terminal protein amino acid acetylation. Gene Ontology annotation, cellular component: NatA complex. The record is from RefSeq and is a predicted model, not a curated record. NCBI's taxonomy places the organism in Eukaryota, Metazoa, Chordata, Mammalia, Rodentia, Muridae.
CUGUCUGCCGCCAAUAUGAACAUCUGCCGGGCUCGGCCAGAUGACCUGAUGAACACGCUGCACUGCAACCUGCUGUGCCUGCCCGAGAACUACCAGAUGAAGUACUACUUCUAUCAUGGCCUCACUUGGCCCCAGCUCUCCUACAUUGCUGAGGACGAGGAUGGGAAGAUUGUGGGCUAUGUCCUGGCCAAGAUGGAGGAGGAUCCUGAUGAUGUCCCUCACGGACAUAUCACCUCGCUGGCUGUGAAACGCUCCCACCGGCGCCUCGGCCUGGCCCAGAAGCUCAUGGACCAGGCUUCCAGGGCCAUGAUUGAGAACUUCAGCGCUAAGUAUGUAUCCCUGCAUGUCAGGAAGAGCAACCGGGCGGCUCUGCACCUGUAUUCCAACACCCUGAACUUCCAGGUUAGCGAGGUGGAGCCCAAGUACUAUGCAGAUGGGGAAGACGCGUAUGCUAUGAAGCGAGAUCUCUCGCAGAUGGCCGAUGAGCUGAGACGGCAGCUGGUGCUGAAGAAAGGCAGAUAUGUGGUUCUGGGCUCCAAGGAGAAUCAGGGUAGCACACUUCCUGGUCCUGAAGAGGCCAGUCAGCAGGAGAACCUGGCUGGAGGUGACAGUGGUAGUGACAGCAAAGACAGCACUGAUGUCCAAGACAUCAUGCAGACCUUGGGGUCCACCUCCUAGAGCCUGCCUGCCUGAGCACUGCAGGUCCUUGUAUUUUAGCCACAUUGUUCUCGGGAACCUUGCUCUGUGGUCCCUGAAUGGGACCUGAAAGGCUCUCCUUUCAAAGCUUUAGCAGCAACCUUCUGCAUAACCUGUGUGAUCAUGGAGGCACACCUAGACACAGAACCUGCUGUGCGGGAGUCAAGGAAGCCCGCCUGAGGACUGCUGUGCAGCCCCUUUCUUGGCUUCUCCACGCUGCUGUCAGAUUCUGCUCAGUACUGUUCUAACUGUGUAUCCUGCAGGUUUCCGCUUGGAAUGCCAAACAGGAAGUGCGGACAACUCAAGAUCCCCAGCUUCUGGCCUUUGCAUUAUUUAUCUGGGUUUUUUUUUUUUUCUUCUUGGAGUAGAAUCAUCAAGUACCCGCCCUUGCUUUCUGUGGAAACUGCCCUGCCCCGCCCUCCCUCUUUUUGAAGAAGAGUGGUCCCUUUCCUGUGGGAGAAGGUGAUAGGUAUUAGACUAAUAUGCAAGCAGAAUUUGUAGCUCUAAGGAAAGAACACGCAGAAAUUAAAUUGCAUUCUCUAACCUGAAAAAA